Messenger RNA from Bacillus rossius redtenbacheri, 10283 nucleotides. RefSeq names its product tigger transposable element-derived protein 4-like. Gene Ontology annotation, molecular function: DNA binding. Lineage: Eukaryota; Metazoa; Arthropoda; Insecta; Phasmatodea; Bacillidae. The record is from RefSeq and is a predicted model, not a curated record. Bases 7731 to 8759 code for a protein of 342 amino acids. Gene Ontology annotation, cellular component: nucleus. The transcript is spliced from 2 exons.
GAUUUUUAAAAUAUGGGGUUUUUCAGUAAUUUUCAAUCAAAAAUGGCACUUUUGUCAAAUUUUGAAAAUUUUAAAGUUAAAUUUUAAUAAUUCCAUGCAUCAUAGAAUUAAAAACAAUUUUUCCUGUAAAACUACUGUAAUAGGUCUACAUAUUACCAGAAUUACUUUUUAUGAAAAUUGAUUAUUCCACAUAAAAAUGUUUUUUUGAAAAUCCAAAAAAAUCUAAAUUUUUUGCCAAAUUUUUUAGUUUCCCCCCCUUAAAGAUAUUGUCGUUGGGCUCAUUGGAACUAUUCCACUCUGUAGUUCACUAUAAUAGGUACAAAAUAAAAAAAAAAUCAACAAAAUCAGUAAAAUAGUUUUGAAAUGCCGCUCAUUUAAAAAACACCCCUUUUUCCACCUUUUUUGAUUUUGAACCAACUUCAAAAGGCUAUAACAUGGGGAAAAAAAAUUUUGGGACAAAAUCCUUUUGGCAUACUUCUUGUCUGCACUGGUUGUAACUGCUGUAAUUUUUUAAAGCAAAUCUGAGAUGGUGACCUGACACAUUAUCUUGCUAACUGCCUGAAUUGAGGUGGAAUGGCUCUAAAAUAUAAUUGAAAACCAAAUGUUACAAAUUAAGUACAUUUUCUGUUUUAUUUAUACAAUUAUAAUGGAAAAUAUAUUAGGUUUUCAUUAUCAUUUUUUAUGUACAGUUAUGUUAUAGUUCAUAAAUUAUUUAUCCUACUAGCCUACUAAUAUUAUAAAUGCUAAAGUUUGUAUGUGUGCGUGUUACCACUCAGCUCCUAAACGGCUGAACAGAUUUUCAUGAGAUUUGGUAUAUAAUAACUUUACGUCCUGGAAUAGAGCAAAGAGUACUUUUCAUUCCGGAAAAAUUUAUAGUUCCUGUGGGAUACAUAAAUUUGCAAUGCCAAUUCCUGUUUUUGGUCGAAAAUCUACAUGGCAUUGCAUUGUUGAUGCUUCCUCCGCCUCCAUGGCAACGACUAUUGCACUGUUGAUACAUUCUUUGUCUAUAUAAAAAGUUUUGUGGAGGUAUCAAAGACCAAAUUUCAUAUUUUUCAAUUAUGUCCUACACACUUGAAACUCUGCAAUGAUGUCCUUAUAUUGUGAAAUAUUCAGCCCGGGCAAAGCCGGAUACUUCAGCUAGUUUUUUUAUAUUUUAACAAAAAUAAUUUGUUGACUAUCCCUCAUGCAUUCAAGUGGUAAAAUUUACAUAAUAGGUAUGUCAAAUCAGACAUAAUAAGGAGGUGAACGAUGCAUCAAAUCAGGUAUUUUUGCUUUUUUGGAAUUUUGUUUAUGAUGCAAAAAGAGAAUGUUAAAUCCAAGAUUUUGACCACGGAAGACAACCGUAUCAUUAUCAAAAACUUUAAAAACCACGAAAUUUUCAACCUUUUUUCAGGUUUUGUGGAUUUUUACCCAGAAGGACUUGGUUUUGGGCAACGACAGUUCAAUUUACGUUUGAAGAAGAUUAAAUUUGCAACAAUAUGAGACUAAAACGGUUAUUGUAGGGCCAAUAUGUUCGGAGAUACAGCUUUGAAAUAUAUGGCCCAUUUUUCAUUUUACAUGAUUUUUAGCAAAAUUGCAUAGCUAUACAUUAAUUUCAUAAUUACAUUUAUGUUUCUGAAGGAGCAGUUUAUUGUUCGUAAACCCUCCUACCCUGUCAAUGGAAUCUACAAGUGCCUCAAAAGAACACAAAGUGACCCCCCUCCCCACCAUUUGUGUAAUUUGGUUGUCUCUUAAAAUCCAAAUAGAAGAGCUACCUAGACACAUUUUUUUAAAAAAUACUACCCAUCUAACUGUACUUGUUAUCUGUACCUACAAAUUACCAAAUUGUUAUGCACGUGAAAAGGAUGGGCCAUCUGGACGGGGAACGUUAGGGAGUGGUCCUUUGUUUACAUGCCAACUUCAAAGCAAUGGUCCUACUGCCCAAUUGUGGUUGCAGUAUUUCCAAAUGGUUACACUGAUGAAACAAUUAAUCGAAGCAGAGAGAUCAGGAAACUGGGAUUUACAUCUGACCACCACACAGCAUAUACUACCAUUUUUACAUGCUGCAAGCCACUUGUGUUAUGCUAAGUGUGCUCACUUGUAUGUUUAGGACAUGUUGGGUUUGGAAGAGAGAACGGAUCCUCAGGAAUAUAAACUUUUUACAACAGAUGGAUACUUUACAAUCCGAUGCUCUAAAAAAUUCUGGGCUGGCAUCUGGUCUGAUAUGUCUCUAGAGCAAGUGCUCAUGAAAUCCAUGAAGAGCUAUGGAGGGCUCACCCGGGGUCGUGUAAUUACUCCCAGCAUUCUGAUUUGAUGGACUUUGGGAAUGGUUUAUCUCCAGAACAUCUGCGAAGAAGUAGAGGUCUACUGUGAUAUUGACUCAACAACAAGUGAGCAGCAUGUGGACCUACGCCAGUCUCGUAUUACCCGAGAUGUAGCGAAUACAGAAAAGUUGUGUCACUAGUUUUCCCAACAUCCUCCAUUCCCUACUACCAAAUUCAUAAUGUCAAUAUGCAGUUAGGAUGGUUGGAGAAGCAACUGUUAACUGCCACAUGGCUCUUCAGAUUGGGCAUGAUUCUUUGUUACGAGUAGUUGGAAAAAAAUUUCUGUGAUGACAAAUUAAAAUGAAACAACAAAGUAGUGUCCCUGGCAUCUGCUAUACAAUCAGCAUCAGUUGGUGAGAGAAAGGUGACAGUUGACCCUCUAACCCUGUUUCACUGGUUAUGCAUCUUGAAACAAUCUGAUGAAUUGAAAUUGUUUUUUAUGUACAAGCGAUCACCAUUCCCACUGUCGAUGUUUACAGAAGAAGGAAUGAGGAAGGGCACAAAAUCAGCUUUCUACGCAGCAUUCUUAUCUGUCAACAUAAAUGAGUCUCGAGAAACACCAAAACAUGUGGUGAUAGAUGGCGGGCAUCUUCUCCAAAGUUGUGUGGCCUCAAUUCCUUGUUUGAGGUAAUAGCUGCCAGGUAAAUCCAAUACCUCACCACUCACUAUGGAUCCAAAGUCACAGUAGUUAUUGAUGGCUACCCGACUGAGGCUGCAGAGGAGAGCACGAAGAGCUCCGUGCGUAUUUGCAGAUCUAAGGCUGCAACAUCCCCUCAAAUUUUAUUUAACGCCAGUACAAUUGCUCAAGUGUCUCAAGAAACGUUCUUAUCCAAUGAACACAAUAAAAUUCUGUGUAUAGACUUCCUGAAGACAGAAAUGGGGAAACACAAUAUUCCAACAGUGCAGGCUACAGAAGAUGCCGACAGACUGAUCAUAACAGCAAUCUCUUUAUCCACUACUCACGAUAAUUGUUGGUGAGGAUGUGGACUUGCUAGUCAUACUUGCAGGCAUCACACUGCCAAACCUCCGGAACAUAUUUCUUACGAAAUGUGGGCGGGGUGUACAUGAUGUGACCUAUACUAACAUCUAUUUCAAAUAUGACUAUAGUAACUCUCAACUUCUGCUUGUUUUCCACGCCUUCAGUGGUUGCAACUCCACAUCAUUCUUUGGGCAAGGGAAAACAAAAAUUGUCACCAAAUUUGAAAAACAUUGAGACCUUGAUGGCAAAGCUGCAAUUUUCUUUGACAGCAACACCAACCCGGAUGAUAUUGGAGGACUGCACAAAACUCAGAACCUGGGUGAGCUGAGAUACAAUUUGUUCGCAAAGGCUGCGAUGAAAACAAACUUCAACCUAGUGAGAUUGCCUCCCACCCAGGAUUCAAUCAGGUUUCACUCCCUGCACAUCUACCACCAGGUCCAGAAGUGGUUAGCAGUCAACAAACAGCCUCUUGACAGAGGGUAGCUGCGCACUUCUCAAGGUUUCAGCCCAAAGAUCAUGACAAGAGAUGCGGCGCCUCAACAUCUGCUGGAGCUCAUCUCCUGCGGCUGCAGAAAAGGCUGCGGCAGCGAUUGCAUCUCCAGGAACGCUGGGCUCAAGUGCUCCAUCACUUGCAGCCACUACGAGGGAGCCUCAUGUGACAACAUCCCUGAGCUCGCAUUUGGCGUGAAUUACUCACUUGUCUCAGAUGACAUGACAGACGAAGACGAACUGAAGAAUUGUGGACGCCCGUCUCAGACAUUCUUGAAAACUCUCCUGUCAUUUCAAAAGAAGUCUUGGACCAUCCAAGUCCAUUUAAGAGGACAAAAUUUGUUUAAAAUAACAAAUAAAUCCUCAAAAUUGUUUAAAUAUGUUAGAUUUUUAGAUGUUUCCAUCUAUGUAUUUAUUUUCAAUAUUAUAUAAAUAAAUAAUUAUCCCAAUAAUUAAAAGACAUCGUAAGUGAUUGUCAGUAUUGCUGAUUUUUUCGUAUUCCCAUGACUGUAAAUAAAAAUACAAAUAUCUCUUUUUUUUUUGCUUAAGUGGCUAGGGAGUGGGUCAAUUUGUAGUCCCCUGAGAUCCCAGUAGAGUCCAUUGAGAGGGUAGGAGGGUUUACGAACAAUAAACUGCACCUUCAGAAACAUAUAUGUUACUGAAAACCAUGAAAUUUUUCUAAAAAUCAUUUAAAAUGAAAAAUUGGCCAUAUAUUUCAAAGCUGUAUCUCCAAAACUGUUAGUCCUACAAUAACCAUUUUAGUCUCAUAUUGUUCCAAAUUCAAUCUUCACACGUAAAUUCAACUGUCGUUGCCCAAACCCAAGUACUUCUGGGUCAAAAUCGACAAAACCUGAAAACAAAUUUUAAAUGUCGAGGAUUUUUUUUUAAUUUUUUACAAUGACGCGGUCGUCUGCUGAGGUCGAAAACUUGGAUUUAGCAUUCCCUUUGCACAAUAAACAACAUAUCAAAAAAGCAAAAACACCUAAUUUGAUGCAACGUUCAAUGUCAGAUUUAUUGAACUAGUAGGUACUUUCUACAAAAACUGCACCUUUGAGUGCGGAAAUUUCAAAAGGUACGGACCACGUGGAACAAAGUCUCUGUAUCCAAAUUGUCAAUUCCCACCUACUUGCACCUUCUUGACUUUUCACACCACCUCUCUAAGCAGAUGAAGAAGUUAUAAUUACACGUGUCAGUAGAACAAUUAUGUUGUCAAUGUUUAGUUACUACUUCUGGUAACAUGAACGCCAAGUAGCUUAACUUUCUGGUGGCUGAUGUCUCAGAAAUACAUCUAACUUCAACAAAGUCUUUAAGGGGCCGCCUAGUCAGGGGUGUAAGGCAGGAUGAUAAUUGGUGCGCACUGGUGCUUAUAGCGCACCAUCCCUCUAAGCGGAAGGCUGUGGACUAGCGCACAGUCUUCUCGUCGUGCAUACGGCAACUGUGAUAUUUGAGUAUUGACCAUAACAUUGCAAGGUGGAGAAAUGAAGAUAAAGGUAUAUUGCAAGUCCCUAGUUUGCUUUCAAGAAUCUCUACCAGGUGUUUUAUGCCUAAAAAUUAUUCUGAAAAUGUGAAUUUUAGCCAUUUUCACUCUUCAAAAACCAUAGUUAAAAAAAAUAAUGAAACAGAACUACUCAUCUGCCCUCAGCACAGUCUUAAAUGCUUUUCACAAACAGACACCACUCGGCUAUCCUGAGCAGUUUUCAAAUUGCAUAUUUUUUUUAAGCACUGCACACUUAAUGUGUGCCCAGGCAGGUGGAGCCUAUAAGACAUGAAACAUCCUCUUGAUUUUAUUUGUCAAUGUUACAAGGCAUUCAUCAACAAAAACAUCACUUAGACUAUGUGUGUGGAAAAUAAAUUUGCUGGAAACUCAAAAUCUUGCAACCACAAUUUUCAAGCUAUUUGUGUGAUAGUUUAAAGGUGUAAAAUAACUUUAUAAUUCACAAUGCUUGUUUGGGCUCAGUAUCUAGUAAAAAAAAAUUGUUAAUUGUUUAGACAAUGUAUGGCCCAUGUGGCAAUUGUCCAAUUUGCAGGUCUAGCAACUGCAGAAAUACAACAGCAGACCGAAAUACAACAGCAAGCAGACCAAUUACAGCAUGGAAACAUAUUGUUAACUUUAUUAAAGCACACCUUACCGUUUGAAAGUAGAUAAGUAGUGGAAGUUAAAUAUAUGCUGGUGAUUUUGCUGAGCGCUGUCAAUGUAAUCCGAGCAAGAUAAGAUAAAGUUAACUAUACCUGCAGAAUAUGUUACCUUUCUGCAUGAAAUAUGCUGCAAAUUGGUCACAGAAGGAUAGUGCUAUUUUUUAUUUGUUUCUUGAGACGCAUAAACAUUUUUCAAUGUAUAGCAAUUUUCUAUGCUGUUAGUGUAUAUACUUUUGUAUGUUUUGUUUUACAUAUAAAACAUAUAAAAUUGUUAAUAAAAUAGGCCAUGUGAUAAAUCACGAAACCACCAAUAAAUCAUCAAAAAUUCCAAAAAAACUUGUUUUACUAUGUAUGAAGUUAGGUUCUUUACAGUAAUUUAUUUGAAAACCUGAAAAACUAGAAUGAUUCCUUAUGUUCAAUAAACUAAAUAAAAGCUAUUUAUUAUGGUAACCAUAAACCAAAGAAUCCUAUCUUAUGACUUGAUACAAACCCUCUAUCUACUUCAGAGCCAUUCCAUUUCAAUUCAGGCAAGAGCGUGUCAAGUCAUUAUCUAUGAUUUGCUUUAGAAAAUUAUAGCAGUUACUUACAACAGUGGAGACAAGAAGUGUGCUAAAAGGAUUUCGACCCAAAAAAUUUCUUACCCAUGUUAUAGCCUUAUGAAGUUGGUUCAAAAUUAAAAAAAGAUGGAAAAAAUUGCUUUCUUCAAAUGAGCGGCAUUUCAUAACUAUUUAACGGAUUCCAAUUUUUUUUGGAAAUGUUAUACAGUGGAACCUGGAUAAUUCGAACUUCUUUAAUUCGAAAUCUUCUUUAAUUCGAAUUUUCCUCUUGGUCCCUAGCAUUUUGUAUCUAAACAAUGCUAAAAAUCGUGGAUAAUUCGAAUUUUAUUUUGGAUAAUUCGAAUUUUCGGUGCGUCUAAUUUAGUGAAUAAAUUAUAAACUACGGCUCAAAAAAUUGUAAAUUUAUCGGGAAAUACGUUUUACAAACAAUACUCGGCAAAAGUUAAGCGUUUGACCAAAUGCGCGGUAGCUUGUAGUGUGAUGACUCACCCUUCCCCUCCCGCACACUUGUGCCGAGUGCCGACCGCCUGCGCGUAGCAACAACACGCAGCAGUAGUGUCUCCAAGGUCACCUCUCCCCACACUCACCCCUCUCCACUCCGUACUGUACAACUGUGCAUCGUUCUGUGUAUCGUCUGUUUUGUAACAUACAGUGUACUGUAGCUUAUUUAAAAUUGUCUUUUGAUGUGUGAUUACGUGUAGUUUUUACGUACAGUGACGUUUAGUGAGUGAACUGUGAGAGUAGCAACCAUGGCGUCGACCUCGUCUACAAAAUCCCGUGCUUAUAAAACUUUGACUCUAGCUGAAAAAGUAGCGGCGAUUAGGGAAGUGGACAAAGGCGUGAAAAAGAAAUUGGAAAUCGCGAAGGACUUUGGGAUUCCACCCAACACUCUAUCCACUUUCUUGAAGAAUAGAGAUAAAAUUCUCAGCAGUGCAGAGGAAUUUGAUAAAGACCGAAAACGACUACGAGAACCAGAUAACCCAGACGUCGACAAUUGUGUUCUUAAGUGGUUCAAGCAAGCCAGAGACAAAAAAAUUCCGUUGAGUGGUCCCCUAAUAAGGGUAAAGGCCGAGCAAUUCGCUAAAGAAUUGGGCAAACAAAAUUUCAAAGCUAGCACUGGAUGGCUGGAUGGUUUCAAAGAACGUAAUAAAAUUACGUUCAAAGCAGUCUGUGGCGAAAGUGGGGCAGUGAACCAGCAAGAAGCCGGCCAGUGGAAGCGAGAUUUAGAAGAGAUGAUCCAAGAUAGAGACCCAAACAAUAUUUUCAAUGUUGAUGAGACUGGCCUUUUUUUUUAAAUGCACACCGGACAAAACAUUGGCAUUUAAAAGCGAAAAAUGUCAUGGUGGAAAACUAAGCAAAGAAAGAGUGACGCUUUUAGUCGGAGCAAACAUGGACGGCUCAGAAAAGCUGCCCUUGUUGAAGAUUGGAAAAUCGGCUAAUCCCCGUUGUUUUAAGAAUGUCAAGUCGAAACCGGUGGAUUACGUUAACAGCUCAAACGCUUGGAUGACAGGCGACCUGUUUUCAAAGUGGCUAAUAAAGUUGGACAAGAAGUUUAUUAAAGAAAAGCGUCAGGUGGUCCUCUUCAUCGACAACUGUACUGCGCAUAACACCAUACCAGUGUUGAAAUGUGUUAAAGUGGUUUUUUUCCCAGCCAAUAUGACAUCUGUUGUCCAGCCAAUGGACCAAGGGAUAAUAAAAAAUUUGAAACAUUUCUACAGAACCUUGCUGGUAGAAAACAUACUGGCCGGAGAUGGAAACGCCCUGAAAAUAAAGCUCGAUAUUCUGCAAGCUUCCAGAAUGUGUAAGCAAGCGUGGGACAGAGUGAAGCCAGAAACAAUCAAAAACUGUUUUAAAAAGGCAGGUUUUGUUAAAACCGAGGACGAAACUGUGGAAGCAACUGAAGCGGAAGCCAUUCCAGCAGCAGUCGACGGCUGGGAGAAUGUGGGAGCCGACCCGACCAUCUCGUACGAAGACUUUCUCAAUGUCGAUGAAGAUGUUGCGGUGUGCGGUGACGUCACUGACACCGAAAUCAUCGCAGAGGUGCUCGGCAGUGAGAAGCAAGACGAUGACGGGGAAGGUUCGGAAGAAGAGAUCGCUGGAGUAGAAGAAGAACCGGUGCCGAGUGCAGCUGACGCCAUGAAUCACAUAAAAGAACUUAGACGUUUUUUUGAGAGCCGAAUUAAUGUAAGUGAUUCAUACUUCAUCUCUUUGAUUAAGUUAGAAUCUUUUGUAAUGGCCGAGAGCCUUAAUUCGAGAAAACAGGCCAAAAUAUCAUCUUUUUUUCAAAAACAAUAGGUUGUUUUUAUGUUUCAGCUCAAUAGUUUUAAGGUCAUUUUAAUAUGUAUGUAUCGUUUAGGCAUUAAUUGAUGUAUUUAUUCAAAAAAUGUCAACCAAUAAAGAGUUUUAAUAGAAAAUAUGAUUUUUUAUUGUUUUGGCCCUAUUUAUAUUACGAACUUCUUUAAUUCGAAUUUUUGGAUAAUUCGAAGUUUUUGACUGGUCCCUUGAGGUUCGAAUCAUCCAAGUUCUACUGAAUUGAACUACAGAGUGGUAAAGUUUUAAUGAGCCCCAUGACUAUAUUUUUAAAGGGAGGAAACUCAAAAAUUUGACAAAAUAUUUUUUUUUUUUUUUUGGGAUUUUCAAAAAAAAAUUUUUUAAAUGGAAUAAUCAAUUUUCAUAAAAAGUAAUUCUGGCAAUAUGUAGACCUAUUACAGUAGUUUUACAGAAAAAAAUGUUUUAAGUUCAAUGAUGCACGGAAUUAUUAACAUUUAACUUUAAAUUUUGCAAAAUUUGACAAUUUCUUAAACAUCUGAAAAUUUGUCAGUUUGUAGUCUUAACCUUUGUUAAUAGCAUGCACGUUGUUGGAUAGUGUGUUUUGGCCUGUAACCAUUUCUAGAAUUUUUUGAAAAAUGUAAAUUUAUUAAAUUUUCUAAGGACUGCAGGCUCAAUUAACAAAUAAGAUUUGUUGGUUUCUAAAUAUGAGAUGUAAUUUGUAACUGGUUCUGAAUUUGGGAAAACCUUAGGAAAUAUGAAGAGUCCCUAACUCAAUAUUCCCAGGUGCUGUAAGGGGAAUCUCUGUAGUUUCAAGGGAAUUCCCUGAUGACCACGAGGGGAAUCACCUACAGGACUACAAGGGAAUUCCCAAACUUUUGUUGUUACAGUUGUGUUAUGUGUGUUGAUGGGUGAUGUUCAGCUAGUGAACUAAAACAUGUCUGCCUUUCAUAGCACCAAGAGAAUUAAAUGUGUGGACUACAUUAAAAGGCACAAAAAAAGUGUGUAGAAAAGUAAAUGCGUGAGGAUGUGUAAGGUGAAUGAUUUAGCUGAUAACAUUCAAAGGAUCGUGGGUGUAGCUGUCUCAGUAAAUAUAAAUGAUAUUUUGUGUAGUAAUGUGUGUUACUUUCUACAAAAAGACAUUUUUGUAACUUGCUAAAGAAUCUGCAGAAGGAAUACCUACAUUAGAGAAUUUUAUUCCGGAGGAUGAACUUGUAUGUUUUUUUAAAUAGCAGUCUCAUCAAAACAUUAAAUGUAGGAGUAUCACCAUUGAAAUCCCCUUCAGAGGUGAGAUUGAAUAGGAGAGAAGGUUAUGCGAGGAAAAAGAAGAUAAAAUUAGUCAACGAGUUAAAAAAUGUAGCUAAACAAAUUAAAAGACAUAUAUCACGUGCAUGUUUCAAGUGAGUCUAAAGAUGAAAUGCCUGUGUGUGUCAAUUAUAGUCUAUGUUUUUCUAAUAAUGACUCAGCUCUUCGUACUUUUAACUACAAUGGAAAAGUGCACCAACAACAUUGGUACCACAAACAUUUAGUAAAACUGAAUUGAAGGAAAAA